AUGGCUGAAACUUUCAAUUCUUGGAUAUUGGGGCCAAGGCACAAGACAAUCAUCACACUGCUUGAAGAGGUGUUGCAGGAGAACAUAGCAAAGUCAAUGAAAUAUGUGGUGCACUGGAAUAGUCAAUAUGGUUAUGAAGUGAAGGAAGGACACACUAGUAAGUAUAUAGUGAAUCUGAACAUGCUAACUUGCACUUGUAGAGCUUGGAUACUGAAGGGUAUACCAUGUGCUCAUGUUGUAGCUGCUAUCCAUUUCAAGAAAUUGGAGCCAGUUAACUAUAUUGCACAUUCGUACCAUAGGGAAACUUAUAUGAAAACCUACAGUCACUUCCUUCAGCCUGUACAAAAUAUGAAGAUGUGGCCAGAAUCACAAAACCUUUCAGUUAUACCACCAAAAGUAAGAGUAAUGCCUGGCAGGCCUAAGAAAGUGAGAAGGAGGGAACCAACUGAAAACAAAAUAGGAAAGCUUUCCAAAAGAGGUACCCAGAUGACCUGCAACAACUGUCAUGCUAAAGGCCAUAAUAAGAAAGGUUGUCACAAGGCUACACAAUGUCCUACAAGAUCAACUGGUGGUGCAAAGUCAUAA
Nicotiana tabacum (common tobacco) is the source of this 585-nucleotide messenger RNA. Lineage: Eukaryota; Viridiplantae; Streptophyta; Magnoliopsida; Solanales; Solanaceae. The record is from RefSeq and is a predicted model, not a curated record.